AUGGAGAAGAGCAUCCCGGAGAGGGUCCACGAUCUCUACUACAGGUUCUUUCCUUCCGCCGAUUGCCCCGUGACGGGCGCUCCGCCCGCGCCGCCGCCCUGCAGCAGCGCUGGACAGGGCCAGUGCCCCGCCUCCGGCAGAGGGGCUGCUUACAAGCAUCCGCAUGUGUACGACGUCUAUGGGAGGCGGAUCGACGAGGAGGCGAGGAGGGAGAGGGACGUGUGGAGGAUGCCGCGGCACUUGUACUACGGCGGGCAAUGGGAGGCGAUGAAUCCGGCCAACAGCAUGCCCCUGCAGCCCAACCAGCGGCGAGCGCCGGGCCAGAAGGAGGAGCUGCCAACCUUCCGCCAGGUAUCCAGCAUCCCCAAGGCGGGCACGGACGAGACGUGGGUGUACCCGUCCCAGCAGAUGUUCUACAACAGCCUGGUGAGGAAGAACAAGGCGGACGACGUGACGGAGAAGGACAUGGCGGCUGUUGUGACCACGCACAACGCUGUCAACGAGGGCACCUGGGCGAGGCUGCUGCAGUGGGAGCAGGCGUAUGGGCGCUUGUUCCCCGAGUCUUCCAAGGACGAGCCGCGGCUGCUCCACUUCAGGGGCCGCCCCCACGACCUGUCUCCAAAGGCGCGCUUGAAGAAGCUCCUUGGCUAUGGCCAGCCGUUUGACCGCCACGACUGGACCGUGGACCGGGGCGGGCGGGAGAUGAGGUAUGUGAUCGACUUUUACUACGACGAUGCUGCGUCGGAGAGCAACCGCUGGCCGUUUUCCAUCGACGUGAGGCCCGCUCUCGACUCCCCGACUGCCCUGCUACUCCGAGCUCGAAUGCUGCUGCACGACAUGCUGGGCGCGGGCGACGCCGCCAGCAAUCCAGUGCCCAGCAGGCACGCUGCUGCACAGGACAGCAAACACUAG
Molecule: messenger RNA, 912 nt
Organism: Selaginella moellendorffii
Lineage: Eukaryota; Viridiplantae; Streptophyta; Lycopodiopsida; Selaginellales; Selaginellaceae
Product: probable cytochrome c-type heme lyase
Exons: 1
Coding region: 1-912 (303 amino acids)
Cellular component (GO): mitochondrion
Molecular function (GO): holocytochrome-c synthase activity
Source: RefSeq, a predicted model, not a curated record